Messenger RNA from Danio aesculapii, 4843 nucleotides. RefSeq names its product cilia- and flagella-associated protein 65-like. The annotation marks the transcript as partial. Lineage: Eukaryota; Metazoa; Chordata; Actinopteri; Cypriniformes; Danionidae. The record is from RefSeq and is a predicted model, not a curated record. The transcript is spliced from 27 exons.
UACCCGCACCUCCAGAUCAGCUCAACGGGACAGGAGGAGGGCUGUAAGGUGCUGGACUUUGGCAGUGUGGCAGUUGGAGAAUUUCUUGAAAAGCACUUUGAGAUCCACAACCCCUCCACUGUUAGCACAGCAUUCAGUCUGUCCUGGAUGGAACGACCCGCUCUCAUGGAGUCUGUGUUUCGCUGUGAGGUGUAUGAGGGGACGAUCGCCCCUUAUUCAGUGUUAAAAGUCCCUGUCUGCUUCUCUCCGCUCACAGUGGAUAGCAUAAGUGUAGACUACCUCUGUCUUACCUGUCCUGGGGCUGUAAAUGAAGACCUGCUCAAAGUGUCUGGCACAUGCAUAGGUCCAAUAGUAUCUCUAAACAUCUCUCUACUGGACUUUGGCUGUGUUGAAGAGGGCUCAGAGAUCACACACAAUGUACAGAUCAUCAACUCUUCUGCAGUGUUGGCUCAUUACCAGUUCGAUGUGGACACAGGUGGUCAUAGUGUGUUCAGUGUUGAUAAGCCUUGUGGCACCCUGGCUGGCAGCAGCAAAUUCAACCUGCGUGUGAAAUUCAGACCACACCAUUCUAUAGCUUAUCACAAGACUUUGACCUGUUUGCUGAUGCACAGGGAGCCACUGUAUCUGGAUUUGAUUGGCACCUGUCACUCAGAGCAGUUGAAGCCAGCCAUUUUAAACCCCAGACAUCUGAGUGCCUACAGAUUAAAUCUGCUACAAGGGCUCACCUGUUACCCUCCUGACUUACUAAGUACCUUGCUGAAAGAGCAAAAAUUGAAAGUGGAUUAUAGUGGAGCAUUGGUAAUGCAGGAGUUUCCAGCAUAUCCCACACCUCUCUUCAACCCACGCAGUCCUCUAGAGGAGUAUUUCCAUGUUAAUUCAGCACCUGAAGCAGAAACAGAACUCGACAACAACUCAUCCAAAUUCCACAUUCACCAUGUUACAGUUCAACCCUCAGAGCUCCUGUUUUAUGAUGGUCCAGCAUCAAAGUCAGUCUCCAUCACCAACCACACCAAGGGCAAAAUCUGUCUGAUGUGGUCACCUGGAGCCAAAUCCCCUUUCUCCAUUUCUCCUCUCUCAUGUGACCUGGGCCCUCUAAAGACCACAGCCUUUAGAGUGACAUACAGUCCAAACCAGCAGAACAUGUUCCACACAACACAGCUGGAGUGUUUCACUUUUUACAAGGUUUUGAGGAAUCAUAGAAUUGUGGAAGAUCAGACUUUGUGCCCACCCUGGAGCCUUACAGUCAGAGUAACCGGCCACUCAUUUCAGCCUGGAAAAGAGCCCUUUGUCCCCAACUUCUCUCUUCAACACCCUCAAGUGGUAUUCCCUGCACUAAAACGGGUGUCAUACCGCACUGUCCUCCUGCAGAAUACAGGGGAUCUACCUUUGAUCUUUAGAUUGGAUCCUGAGGAGUGCCCAUCAGUGUGUGUACUGCCACCCAGUGGUCUGGUGCCACCAGCCGGUCACCAGAUCCUCACAUUGAGAUGCACUCCAUCACCAGACCACCCUUCUAGGAUCCCUUUGACAUUACAUCUGAAUGCCAGCCCAAAUUACACACAGGUACUGAAUGUGGUUGCUGUAGCAGAAAAGCUUUCAGUGAAUGUAGAGGGAGAUGGCAGUCUGUUCUUUCAGCCCACAGCAGUGAACUCCUGCUCUGAGCAAACCCUGCAAGUGAAGAACACAAGCACAGUGCCGCUGGAGUUCAAGUGGAGGUUGUGUGGAUCUGACCAAACGGUUCUGACUGUACUGCCCAACACAGACGUACUUCAGCCCAAUGAAUGCAAGGUACAAAAGUGGUCCUUCACUCCAAAGGAAGAGAUGAUGUACAAUAUGAAGCCCAGUCUCAUGUUCUGGCCUGUUCAAACACCACAGAUCAAGAAGUCACAUUUUACUGUUAAAGCCAUAGGAUUAGCAUCCAAAUGCUCUCUUCAGGCAGAGCAGCCUGUUAUAGAUCUGGGGGAGGUGCUGGUGGGAAGCUGUAAGGCAUUUGAUUUCCCUCUACUGAACAACAGCACCUGUGCCGUGAGCUACUCUCUGACCACACAGCAGAGCAUCAGUGUUACAGGCCUUCCUGAAGAGAUGACUCAAGAUCCCCUGGUUCUGGAGAUGGAGAAUGCAAAGGGGACCAUACCUGCUGACUGCAGAAUACUAAUUCGCUGCACAGUGAGACCAGCUCUCAGGACCCAUUACUGCUGGAGCAUCGUUUACCAUGUCCUCAAUGUUUAUGGCUCCACUGAAAAAGACCAACCUCAAACUAUAUGCAAAGUGCAGGCUGAAGGAGUGUAUCCCUCCCUGGAGGUGAUGGAUGUCCGUAGCUGUGGAGGUGUGGAUGGGAUGAGUAAACUUCAGCUGUGGCGUCUCUUCAAUUUGGAUACACUCAACAGUAAUCUGCGCAGAGAUCCCAGCCCAUCUGAGCUCACCUUUAGGGUGCCCACUAGACACAGUCUUAGACGUUGCCCUUCCAUCUUCACCUCAGCCAUGGUGGAUUUCAGCUUCAGCGCCUCUCCCUUGGGAUCAGACCCCUCCAGUGUUCUUCUUCUGUUUAAAAACCCAGGAAGCAUCCCUGUAGAAUGGUCAUUCCUGUUCCCUGAGGACCAGCAAAUUGAGCUGGAUUAUUGGGCUGAGUCUGGAGAUUUCAGUCCAUCUGAACUCCACUUGAUGAAGAUUCAGGACCAUAGGCUCUUCUCAAUUUCUCCACGCUCUGGUAAACUCCAGCCAGGCCAACAGAAGACAGUUCAAUUCAUGUACAGACAUGAUUUUGUGGGAACAGAUCGUCUUCCUGUCCUGUUAAAACUUUCACAUGGAAGAGAGAUACUGUUGAAUUUUAUAGGAGUAACUAUAGAAAGAGAUCGGCGCUACAUUCACCUCUCCUCCAAUCGGCACAUUUUUGCCCCAGCAGCCAUUGGACGGUUCAGUCCACCCAAACAGGUGUUUGAGUUGUAUAAUGCAGGCGCUCUCCCACUGAGGUACCACAUUGACACCUCUCCUCUGGAGGAGCUCAUGCAGGAGAACUUUAGUCAUCCGGUCCUGCAGUGUCUGAACCCCGCUGGAGAAGUGGAGCCAGGUCAAAGCACCAUGCUGGAGUGGAUCUUCUCCCCACUGGAGGCUAAAACAUACACUGUGGAUGUACCUAUUCAUGUGGUGGAAGGGGACAGCAUGUUUGUAGCUUUUGAGGGCCAAGGUUUUGAUGAAAGAGAGUCUGAACCCAUUCAAAUACAAAAUGGAGGAAUUACUGUGCCUUGCACUCAAAGAAUCCCAGUACCUGGACAGGUGGUGUUCCUGUCAGAAGAGAGAGUGUGUUUUGGUGAUAUCCCAGUGUGCUCUCGUGGUACACGCAUCCUUUUUUUGACCAACGUCUCAAACACUGAUGAAGUGUUGUAUAAAUGGAACAUUAUGAGAGCUGAAUUCCAGCAGACUAUAAAUAUCUGUCCUGAGAGUGGUCAUCUUACACCUGGACAAAGUGUUCUCUGCAUCCUGACAAUACAGGCCUUGGGCAGCCCCACUUUCUACCAAGAAGACCUCAUCUGUGAGAUAACUCUAUUGAAGAUGCUAGCACAGUAUCACAAAGACCUGCGACAGUGGGAAGAGGAGACAGAGAGACAGAAAUAUGAGUUUACCAUCACUGAGAAAGACCUGAUACAGUCAAACCAACUAAAUAAAUACACUCAGGAAGAUGCGGUGUUUGAAAAGAAAACUGGCACAAGAAAAUAUAAGACCCUUCCACCCAUUCAUAGUAGUGAUCAAGCUGAUAGCUGUCCCUCAGCAAAACCCAGUCGGGCUGAACAGCGAGCCCGGCAGCACACAGGCCAGGAAAGGAGAAGACGUCCUGAGCCACCCCGUCCUGCUUUACUCCACUUGGGUGUCAUUGCACGCUCUCACGGCCUCUUGGAGUACCAGACACAUUUCCCCACUCAGUUCAACACUCAUUACAUCAACAGAUCUAGGCAGCCAACAGAUUCUUCAUCUGACACAGGUGAAAGCUUUUAUCAUCCAUCAGAACUUCCUUCUCUUAGUCCUGGUCCUGAGAGAGACAUCAUCACACAUCUACUCACCUCUUUGCUUCAGAGUCUUCUCGAUGAGCCUCAGUUCCAGCAGUGUCUGUUAGAGGGCGACAUUGAGCAGGUGCCGUAUUUCACACAGCUGCGUCCGGCUCCUAUCCUCCACACAAAAACACAACCCCAGUCCUCUUCAGACAGCCAGGACCUUGUACAGAUGUCAAGUGUGUCCAGUGCUGCUCUAGCAGAAACUCACCCAGAAAACUGCAACACCGGGGACAGACAGGAGUAUGAGCAGGAGACUCUGACAGAACUUCAGAAAGAGAUCAAGAUAAAGGUCCAGGAAUCCAUUCGCAGGUUGCCUGAGUUUUGUGACCUGGUGGAGGACAUUCUACUCAACACCCUUCAGAACCUAAUGAUGGAGGCUUUCCUUGGUGAGCUAAUGCUGACCACACGACCACGAAUCAUCGCUCUUCCUCCUUCCUCUUCCAGGAGAAGCAGCUUUGGCUCCAACAAACAAUCCACUGCUGAAUCUAAGAUGAGCAAUCAGCAGAUGCGCUCCCUGUUGACCAGCCCAAGCCCCAGAGUGUCAGACCUAAAGCCAGAACAGUAAUGAGCUGUACUGCACUAUUAAUUCAUAACCCUCAGUAUCAAUGUAUAAAAUGCAUGACACUGAUUUAUAUUAAACUGUAUUCAAAUGAACCAUCCCUGGUAUAAAUUCACUGAAUCUCUUUGACCACCAACAACUAGAUCUUUCAGACUGAUAAUGUUAAUAAUGCCAAAGCUUAAAAAAACAACAUUUUGGUCUUAAAUGUGAGAAUUGUCAGAAAUCUUCUGUGAAUUUUAAA